UCUCUAGAACAACUUGAAUGCGAUGCAACCCUCCUGCCGAACCAUUCUCUGUUGCCAACUAAUAAAACAACGAAACGCUACUUUCACGACAAAAAAUUUGGUGCCAUUAGUGAGACUAACACAAGUGGAAACGGUCAAGUGGCCAAAGAAAAAUUGGGGAAGCUACUCAAAGAAAUCAAAGAUAUGCACCUCACAAUCUCUAGAUUAAUGAUCAUCAGUAAAAGAAUUAAGGCAAGAAUACGGGGUCAAAAGAACUAUCCAAAAAAAAAAACAUCUCUACAUACUGGCCUUGUCGAAUUGACCAACAAAGAAUGA
This is a messenger RNA of Loa loa (African eye worm), 315 nucleotides long. RefSeq lists its product as hypothetical. The record is from RefSeq and is a predicted model, not a curated record. The transcript is spliced from 2 exons. NCBI's taxonomy places the organism in Eukaryota, Metazoa, Nematoda, Chromadorea, Rhabditida, Onchocercidae. The annotation marks the transcript as partial.